Messenger RNA from Aspergillus candidus, 1184 nucleotides. Its product is annotated as ribose-5-phosphate isomerase RKI1. Gene Ontology annotation, molecular function: ribose-5-phosphate isomerase activity. Gene Ontology annotation, cellular component: intracellular membrane-bounded organelle. The record is from RefSeq and is a predicted model, not a curated record. The coding region runs from base 341 to 1159 and encodes 272 amino acids. The transcript has 2 exons. Lineage: Eukaryota; Fungi; Ascomycota; Eurotiomycetes; Eurotiales; Aspergillaceae. Gene Ontology annotation, biological process: pentose-phosphate shunt, non-oxidative branch; D-ribose metabolic process.
AGUGAACGAAUAAUAGGUCUCUUCGUUGCAUUUAGUUCCGGAGGUGUAUUCCUCAGCCUCAGAGAGCCCCUCCUCCCCCACUUCUUCUAGGGUCCCCCGUUCCCCUCCGGUGGGCGCCGAUGGCCCGCUUGCCCAAGAAUUUUUGACAGCCCCGCUGGAUACUUCUUGCGAUCUAAUAAACCCUAAUAAUAUCUGAAAAAAAGUUAGACUGACCUUGUCCGUCAGAUUCUCAGCUUCCUGUCUGUCGUCUAGGUCUUUCCUGUCAUUCCCUCUACGCUCUCAUCCCCGUCUACACUCACCUCCGGUCAUCCGCCGUCCCUCGGCUCGUUUCCAAUCCACAAUGUCCAACUCCAUCGAAGACGCAAAGCGCGCCGCCGGUAAGGCCGCCUUUGACAACCACUACCCCAAGGAUGCCAAGAUCAUCGGCAUUGGCAGCGGCUCGACCAUUGCCUACGUCGUCGAGGCCAUCAAGAAGUCCGGCGUCGACACGACCAUGACCAAAUACGUCCCCACGGGCUUCCAGUCCAAGAAGCUCAUCACCGACGCCGGAUUGACUGCCGUCGAGUUUGACGGCUUCCCCGAGGAUGCAGUCCUCGAUGUCGCUUUUGACGGCGCUGACGAGGUCGAUGACGAACUCAACCUGAUCAAGGGCGGUGGUGCCUGUCUCUUCCAGGAGAAGAUCGUGGCUCUCCAGGCUAAGGAAUUCGUCGUGGUUGCUGACUCCCGCAAGCUCCAGUCCCGUCUUCUGACUGCCUGGAAAUACAUCCCCGUUGAGGUCGCCCCCUUCGCGGCCAACCGCGUUCUCGCGGCUCUGAAGCGACUGGGCGCCGUGGAUCCCAAGGUCCGCGAUGAGUCCCCCGGCAAGCACGGCCCCCUGAAGACAGACAACGGCCUCUUCAUCGUCGAUGCGCCGUUCCCCACCAACUUGCUCACCAAGGCGGAUGUCGAGGGCGGCAAGGAUGGCAGCGGCAAGGGCGGUGUCUGGGAGGUGGACGUCCUCGCCAAAGCGAUCAAGCAGAUCCCCGGUGUGUUGGAGGUCGGUAUCUUCUCCGGCGUGACCGGUCCCCAGGCCCAGGCCGAGGGUGGCAUUGGUGGCCAGAAGCCCAUCGCUGCCUACUUCGGGAUGCCCGACGGCUCUGUAUCGGUCAGGAAGGCUUAGGGGACUGUCUUCGAGCAUCUUGAAA